AUGGGGUUCUUCCGCUGGCCUCGGUACAAGCGACGCGCCUCCCCUGCAAAGCCCACGGAGCCCACGGAGCCCACGGAGCCCACGUUCAAGAUACCCAAUCCCUUUGAGGCCUUAAAGCCUCCAAGUGACGCCCACGAUGCCUUAGAUAACUCUCAGUUACCCAUCCCAGGAGCUUUCCCAUUCACUCCUCCUGAAUCACCUACCCUUGUUGUAUCAGAAGGUGUGGCUAUCGAGGACGAAGAUGUCCCACCGAAGGGGUGGGAAUUUAUGGACAUAGAUGCUCGCGCAACACCAGCACUUGUUACGGAUCUCGGCAUACAUCUUCACCCUCGAUUACCGCCAUACACCCCUCCCCUUCCGAGCGCUAAGCGCAUUCCAUCGCCGAGACCAACUGAAGCCCCCAGGCCCGUCGAAUAUGAUCUCAUGGACAUUGAUGACCCAUGGGAUCAACAAGCUCGACAAGAUGCAAGGAUUCCCCAUGGCCCCGUCUCCGCUGUACAGUUAUUUUACGCCCACAGGAGGCCGGUUCCUGCCAAUCGCUUUCCAUCGUGGUACGAGGCGGAAUUCGAAAGGCGGGAGAGAGAAAGAUUAGCCCGGGAGCGCGAUCUUCAACGUCCAAUCAGAGUGAUACCACCCGGGCAGCCCGUACGUCUGAUUUCGCCUGAGUGGCUUGCCAAACUUCAACGCGCCAUGCAGAGUGCGCAAGGACAUGCCGUCGCCAAAUCAUUAGCCGGAGACGAUCUGUACCAGCGGGAUAUCGUCACGUGCAUUCGCCCUGAGGCCUGGCUCAAUGACGAAAUUAUCAAUGCCUACCUUGGUUUACUCGUUCACUACCUCCGUGAUUCGCAUGGAAACCUCGGACCUGGCGAUCGGCCACUCUUCCACGCCUUCAACACCUUUUUCUACUCUAACCUUCGCGAUAAGGGAUAUCAGGCCGUGCAACGGUGGGCAAAGCGGGCCAAGAUCGGUGGCGAAGGACUGCUUAAUGUCGACACAGUCUUCAUCCCUGUACAUGAGAAAGCUCAUUGGACCCUCAUGGUUAUUCGACCGGCAGAACGUACAAUUGAGUAUUUCGACUCCCUAGGAUCCGCCGGUCUUCACCAAGUGAAAAAUGCCAAACAAUGGCUUCGUGGCGAGCUUGGGUCAAAAUACAAAGACAAGGAGUGGUCUCUCCUGCCAUCGGUCUCUUCUCAGCAAGACAACGGAAGCGAUUGUGGUGUCUUCCUCCUAACGAAUGCCAAAGCAAUUACCGUUGGAGUUGAACCCACAGCCAUUGGCCCAUGUCACAUCCGACUUCUCCGCAGAAAGAUUGUUGCUGAGCUCAUAAACGGUGGCCUUCAUGGCGAGUUUAAACCGCAAGACGAAGCAACAGGCGAAGUGUUGCUUUAA
Penicillium egyptiacum is the source of this 1389-nucleotide messenger RNA. The record is from the annotation of a GenBank genome assembly. Lineage: Eukaryota; Fungi; Ascomycota; Eurotiomycetes; Eurotiales; Aspergillaceae.